AUGGGAAGCAUCCCAUCGCUACCUGAGGCCUCAGAGGACACAAUUGUGGACGAGCAGACGGCCACAGACGGACACAUCACCGCGAGUCAAAACCUUGAAGACUAUGCGCAGGCGUUCCAGGCUGCUUGUGCUAGCCAGAAAACCCUGGCAGUCAAGUUGCUGUACUGCGACGGCAAGCGCGAGCCCCAGGCUCCGCACCUACUCACUGCAGAUGACGUGAACGCAAUGAUGAGAAUGAAAUUCACCGGGGCCGCGUUCAAGCACAAUUUGAAGAAAGCACGCGACCACAUUAGCCGCGAUGCCUCCAUUGCGAAAGCCGCAGCAGUUGCGUUCACACUCGCUGCUGAGCUCGGCUACGCAAACAACCCGUUGAUCAUCGACCGAUCCAACGUCAAUUCGGACGCGCACUCAGGGGUGCGCAACGAUACUGCACUCAGCCGGCUGGCUGUGGCGCAGUCGCUCACAGAGGAUGUCGUGAAUCUUGGCCUCGUGAUGCUUAGUCGGCUCACGACGUUGGCCUACUGCCGGAAGCAUGCCCUCGGCGGUAUGGCCAUGCCAAAAGGCCAGCCCUUUACUGGCGGGAGGCAAAAGUUCUACUCCGUUGCCAAGGUCUUGAUUGCGCCCUACGCGUUCAAAGUCCUGGCACACAUUGACUCCAACAAUGGCCAGAAACGUUCGCAAAUUGCUGUCAUCCCCUACACGGCAGACAAGGGCAUGGAUAUGGCUGCGUGGGCAGUCCUCCCAUGCGCCCUCGAGGAGCCGCCCAGGUUCCAGGGCGGACCAUCCGAACUACGUGGGGUGACACGCACUGUCGAACGCGUGGUUGAAAUGGAUGCGCUAGGCAUCCUCGCGCUCGGCAACACAGAAGUUCAGGCUCGCUUGUUCCUGCAACUCUUGAAGGGUUCUCUACCAAUCUUGCACUUGGUCCACCCCUUUACGUCGGCACUUCUACGUCGCAGCAUGGCAGGUGGCAGCAUGUCUACGCUGUUGACUGCGUCCGGACUCGAGUCCUUGCGAAAGGCGGCUGCCCCCUUGGCCGCCUUAUAUUAUGGGAUCUACAGCAGUGAGACGGGGGCUCGUGUCGGCCCCGCCGAUGCGAAAGCCGCCAAGCCCCAUCCCGCAUGGAGUGACCUUGGCAAACGCUUGGCUGCACAUGUGUCGCUUGCCAAAGUCGAUGAGGACACGAUAAAGAAAGUCCUUGCUGCCACGGGAGGAUCAAUCGACAAGACAGCGACACCUCUCCAGAUAAGAGCAAAGCGGGAAGCUGUGCCCAAAGAAAUGCGGAGCCUCGCCGCUCCAGACAUCAAUGAGACGGACAUCAUCAGCGACAUCUCGCUGGCUGACGACGCAACGAAGGAGAUUGCAGUCCCAGAUGCUGCCGCAGCAAAAAGCCGUGUGAAACGUUUUGAUCUGAGCAAGGUCAUGCCGACCAAGCAGCAGGGCAUGCUGGGAAUGGUGGGCGGUGCCCUUGGACUGGGGAAGAAGACAGUGGAUGUCAGUGACGACGAGAUCAUGGAGAUGAUCACUGGCUCCUUUGCCGCAGUGCAAGGUGCCCAGGCCAUGCUGGAUUCGGGUGACCUUGAAUACAUGGAGCUGGCGGACUCAUUCUUCGCUGGCGCGAAGGCUUCAUUCACAAGCGGGGUGGAAGAAGCUGCACUUCCUGAGUUCAAGAAGGUGGUGAUCGACUCGUUUGUGAGCGCGGUGCAGUCAACGCACGCAAAGCACGAGGCACGUGAGAAGCUGCGAGAAGAGCGUGCACGUGCUGAGGAGGAUGCACGGAAGGCAGCUGCUGAAGCUGCUGCAGAGCAGGCCAAACGCGGUGCUGCCAUCAUCGCACAGUGGCGUGCAUUGCCGCCUGAGUCGCGCGCAGGAGAUGCGCUGACGGAGCGUCUCACAGCUGCCUCGCUCACACUCACAGAUGUGCAGCAGGAGCUCAACGAUGAUGAGGAUGUGUGGGUGAUGGCCGUGCUGCAAACAGGGGAGGACCGACCACCGCGGGAGAGUGAGGGGGGAGAGGAAGAGGAGGCUGCCACAUACGUCCCACUUCAACAGGGACAACUGGCCAGAGUGGACCCCCGCAUCUAUCGAUGGGGCACCGCAGCCAGCACGAUGCACCCUACAGCAGCCGUGGCUGCGGCUGCGGCCGCAAACCGUGAGGAAUGGGACGACACGCCCCUGGUGCAGACGCACUGGACAACACCGAGAAGGAGCACAGCCACCUAG
Messenger RNA from Symbiodinium natans, 2223 nucleotides. The record is from the annotation of a GenBank genome assembly. NCBI's taxonomy places the organism in Eukaryota, Dinophyceae, Suessiales, Symbiodiniaceae.